GCGCGCGCAGGGCGGCGCUCGGUCGGUGUCGCCCGGCGGCUGCGGGGCCGUUUCCCCCCCCCACCCCCUCCCCCCCCCCCCCCCUCCCCGGUCCCCCGCCCCGUCCAGUCCCGUUCCCGCCGCCCCCGCCGCCGCCAUGGGCGCCAGCGGCUCCAAGUCGCGGGGUCUGUGGCCCUUCGCCUCCUCGGCGGCGGGCGGCGGCGGCGCCGAGAGCCCCGGCGGGCAGCAGGCCCUGGCCCGGGCGCGGGCCGCGCGCGCCGCCACCCCCUUCGUCUUCACACGCCGCGGUUCCAUGUAUUACGAUGAGGACGGGGAUCUCGCCCACGAGUUCUACGAGGAGACAAUCGUUACCAAGAACGGGAGGAAGCGUGCCAAGCUGAAGAGGAUCCACAAGAACCUGAUACCUCAGGGCAUAGUGAAACUAGAGCACCCUCGCAUUCACGUAGAUUUCCCGGUGAUCAUCUGCGAGGUGUGAGUCGCCGGACGUUGCUGCCCGCGGGCGGGAGGCUCUGCCCCACUGCCCCCAGCCUCACCAGGAGAGGCUACGUCGUGUCCCCACCCGAGGAGGAGGACUCUGGGCGCGCGGCGGGACAGCGGCUCCCCUCGCCCGGAGGUGAGGCGGGCCGGAGCGGGCUGGGCUGGGCUUGGCUAGCGCUCCUCGCAGGAGAUGGGUGACCUUGUGCAACGACUGCUUAAAAACAUCCUCGCUUGAGCCGGAAGACUAAAAUACCUUUCGUAGCCUCUAGCUGACGUUUGAUGGGUAACUGGAACUGCAAACGAGCUGCUGCGUUUGAGACUGCACUUCUCACCAGAGGAAAUCCCCUGCUUCUCAGGUAUGCGGCCCAGGGAGAGCCAGGGCAAGGUAACACACUGCCCGGGGCCCCGAGAUCCCUCGGGCCUGGUGGUUAGAUGGCCAGUGUUGCGGCGUGUCGCUUGAUGUGGGUGUUACGUGCUGCUCCCCUGGCUGGGUCCGCUGAUGGAGGAUGAACGGGGCAGGCUGAGGAGGGGCCAGUUUCGAAGCACAUCCAGCUGGCUGCUGCGCUCCUCUUGGGAAAGGGAUGGAGAUCAGAUGCCGCUAUCUUGGACCUUGGUCUCUUCCCCCUGUGCGUUUCCCCGCUUAUGCCGGCUCUGGGGAAGUUGGCUUCGCUGCUGCCUGCAGUCCCUCAGCCUGCAGGAGAUCUCUGCGGUCUGUGGCCACUGCUGGUCGCAGCGAGGUCCCCAGCUUUGCAGCAGAAUUGCCAGCCCCGUUAGCAAGCUGGCUCCCACUGAGCACCGUCCCUCGCCCGCGGCGGGGCCGGGCUGCAGGGCAAGGUGUCUCCUCGUAAACAUCCUCACACCCCGCUGCCAUCUUGAACGUACCUCCCGGUGGGGUGGGCCUUGACAGAGCCAAGCAGGAAGGAAAUCAUCUCUUCCCUCCCUGUCCCCUGAAGACAAUCGAUCGGUGGGCCUGGCGUGGCUUGGAAAUCUCCCUGGCGAUGUGAACGACGGUUCCUCCCGCGUCCCAUCUGGCAGCAGGAAGAGAAACGUGAUGCACUUUAAAGGGAGGCUUUCUGCUCCGUUUCGGAAGGUCCUGUUCUUUUCUCCCCUUUCCUCUCGUUUGAGAAGCUCGAGGUCAUCUUGGCAGCACCGAACAACCUCCCCUGCAUGCGGGCCCCGGGGUGCCGAGCGAGCUGCCGCAGGGCCAGGGAAAGGCCUGACCCGUACUGCCCCUCGCCAGCGCUGGGAGCCACUGCCUCCCCGCUCGGCUGCCCCGGACCCGUCAGGUGGAGGAGAACCGACAGCGGGCACAGCUUUAAACUGGGUCGGAGCCUGCUCCCCGCAGCAGCCAGCUCGGCUUUCCUCCUCUUUCGUUCCAGAACUUAUUUACUUUCUAAGCACUUCAGAUGUUUGCUACCUCGAUUUUUAAUUUAAGCUGCUGGCACUUGGCUGCCAGCCCUGUCGGCGUCUACUUUGGAUGUAUCCAUCCCUGCGCCUGCCGAGAGCUGCCCGGGUGUGGGGCCACAUUCCCGGCUUCGGGGAGAUAACAGCCGCGUGGCUGUUGCCGUCUUCCUGUCACCACCUCUUCCCUCCGUGUCCCUCCACCCACUGUUCCCAUCGGCAGGAGUGAGCAUGGAGGGUGAAGUACCGUGGGGGAAGCGGAUGUGCUGGCUGCCACCGGGCAGGGAAGCAGGAGGGCAGGGCUCUGGCAGGGAGCUCGUCUACACUGUGAUGCUGGGCACUGCUUUCAACAUCUUUUGUUCUCCUGCUUGCUUGAAAGAGUCUUGUCUUAAAACAAUCCUCCACUGAAGUGUUUCUUACUCGCACCACCUGCUUUCGAGUUGCUCCUGGGCUGGAUCUCCGUGGGAGGGGCAUCCCCCCGGGCUCCGCAGGAGAGCGGGAGCUGCUAUCCCCAGGAAGAGGAGAGAAAGCCGUGGCCGGGCUGCCUGCACAGCCUCGCCCCGCUGCUGUCCAAGGGCGCGGGAAGCUGCACCAAGCCCGCCUCCGGUACUGGAGAAGGCAGAGGAGGUGUGGGGAGGGGGCUGGGGCCAUUUGCCUGCCCCAACAGGGAGCCCCUCGCCUGGCUACCGGCCAAAAAUCUGCUGACAAGGCAGAGCCUGAACCCCAGGGGGGGGCAGAGACCGAGACUGGCUUAGCAAGGAUGCUUUUGUCCUCCCUGACAGGCUGCCCACCCUUCCCCCAGGAUUUCAGACAUGAUUCCCCCCCCAAAAAAUCACGCCUUCUCCCACCCACCCCCCACCCCCAUGUCACCCGGCGGCAGCAGAACCUCCGCAGGCUGCCAACAAGCUGCGUCCUGCCCCGCUUCUUCCCAGGCUGGUCCCCGAGCAGCCGCCCCCCGGGCCCCCUCUGCUCCGCCGGCCUCCAGCCCUCCUGCAGCUGCAGGGCCUUGGGAGCACCUGGAGGGAUCUUAAAAAUGUGAAGGUCGCUGUAAAUAGUAUCUGUGUCCACUGUGGUGUUGGAGCAAGCAAAAAAAAAAAAAAAAAUCCAACAAAAGUAAGGUUUUCCUUUUGAUUUUUUUUUUUUUUUUAAAUGAUUUCUGUGCAACAUUGUGCUUUCCCGUGUGGAUGUGUAGCCAAGACGUACUCACUGACACUAGGCUCCUUGGUCCUCUAGCGUGUGGGUAGGACCCGUGGGUUUGGGAAAUGUACACUAUUUAUGGUCCUUCUCCCCAGUGCAUCUGUCCACUUUUGUUAAAUUUCAAUAAAAUUAUUUGUAGAGCC
Messenger RNA from Tyto alba (common barn owl), 3218 nucleotides. It is a transcript of the gene TUSC2, whose product is annotated as tumor suppressor 2, mitochondrial calcium regulator. The coding region runs from base 137 to 475 and encodes 112 amino acids. Gene Ontology annotation, cellular component: mitochondrion. Lineage: Eukaryota; Metazoa; Chordata; Aves; Strigiformes; Tytonidae. The transcript has 3 exons. The record is from RefSeq and is a predicted model, not a curated record. Gene Ontology annotation, biological process: regulation of mitochondrial membrane potential; inflammatory response.